GGAAGGCUCAGUGUUAGAGUUGUCUAGGUAAUAGUAAGUAGGACUAGUGAAGAUGGCCUCCCAAGCCUCCCAACUGUGUCAGAACUACCACAAGGACUGUGAGGAUGCUGUUAACGAGCAAAUCAACCUGGAGCUCUAUUCCUUCUAUGUUUACCUCUCCAUGUCCUUUUACUUUGACCGGGAUGAUGUUGCCCUGCGUCACUUUGCUGAGUUCUUCAAGAAGCAGUCCCAUGAGGAAUGGGAACACGCUGAGAAACUGAUGGCAUUCCAGAAUAAACGUGGAGGCCGAGUCCUCCUGCAGGACAUCAAGAAGCCAGAGCAGGAUGAGUGGGGCAAUGGUCUGGAGGCAAUGCAGAGAGCUCUGCAGAUGGAGAAGGAUGUGAACCAGAGUCUGCUGGAUCUGCACAAACACUCCUCUGGCAACACGGACCCUCAUCUGUGUGACUUCCUGGAGAGGCACUACUUGGAUGAGCAAGUGAAGAUGAUCAAGAAGCUGGGAGAUCACAUCACCAACCUGAAGAGACUGGGAGCCCCUGACAAUGGCACGGGAGAGUACCUGUUUGACAGGCUCACCCUGGGGGAGAGUGACUGAACUGACUGCAGGGAGCAAACUUUGUCUUUUUUUUUCUUGUGUUGCUUGAGACCUUGUGCUGUGAAAACUUGUGGCAAGGCCUAACUCUAGUGAAAUGACCAAUAACUGUGCAAAUAAAUUGAUCAAUUUAAACUGGAA
This is a messenger RNA of Rhincodon typus (whale shark), 730 nucleotides long. Its product is annotated as ferritin, higher subunit-like. The transcript is spliced from 4 exons. Gene Ontology annotation, molecular function: ferrous iron binding; ferric iron binding. The record is from RefSeq and is a predicted model, not a curated record. Gene Ontology annotation, biological process: iron ion transport; intracellular iron ion homeostasis. NCBI's taxonomy places the organism in Eukaryota, Metazoa, Chordata, Chondrichthyes, Orectolobiformes, Rhincodontidae. Bases 53 to 592 code for a protein of 179 amino acids. Gene Ontology annotation, cellular component: cytoplasm.